Nymphaea colorata (pocket water lily) is the source of this 1991-nucleotide messenger RNA. RefSeq names its product inositol-tetrakisphosphate 1-kinase 3-like. NCBI's taxonomy places the organism in Eukaryota, Viridiplantae, Streptophyta, Magnoliopsida, Nymphaeales, Nymphaeaceae. Gene Ontology annotation, molecular function: ATP binding; magnesium ion binding; inositol-1,3,4-trisphosphate 6-kinase activity. The coding region runs from base 320 to 1468 and encodes 382 amino acids. Gene Ontology annotation, biological process: inositol trisphosphate metabolic process. The record is from RefSeq and is a predicted model, not a curated record. Gene Ontology annotation, cellular component: cytoplasm. The transcript has 10 exons.
CCGCCUGGCGGCCUCUCCUCCUCUCUUCUCUCCCUUCUUCUUCCUCCUCUAAUUUGGGACCCUUUCUGCUAAAUCUGGCGGUUCCUGCGUUUCCAAAUCGUUGUCAUCUCCGAGCGCCUUCUGGUGCGUGUGGCGUUCUGGGCGAUCGUUAUCGAUAUUUCUCCUCCUCCUCUUUCUUUGUUUCUUCUUCUUAUUCCUUGCUCGAUUCAUUCUUCAAUCGGAGGGCUGGAGAUUUCUGGUUUUUAAGGGCUUCGAUGUCCUGGCAUCUCUUUCCUGUGAAAGGGAAGGAGGGAGGGAGGGAGGGGGAGGUUGGAGAGGUAUGAGGCUCCUCGGCGAGUCCGUUAUGGUAUCGCCGAGGAUCUCCGUUGGCCAUGAUUGGAACGCCGUCAAGAUCGACGCUGUGGCUGAGCCGCUCAAGGUUCCCUACAGGAACGACGGUGAAUGGGGGGAGAAGGAGGAGAGGAACGGGGGAUUGUAUUCCCUGGGCAUGGGCCACGUGCCUUCUCUUCCUUCUCAGCAGAAGCCCGUCGUCGUCGUAGGAUACGCCCUCACAGCGAAGAAGAUCAAGAGCUUCUUGCGCCCCACAUUUGAGGCGUUAGCAAGGAAGAAUGGAAUAGUGUUUGUUGCUAUAGAUCAGAGCCAAUCUCUUUUGGAUCAAGGCCCAUUUGAUAUAAUCUUGCACAAGUUAUCUGGAAAGGAAUGGUAUCAAGUUCUAGAGGAAUACAGGAAAAAGCACCCUGAGGUCAUCAUCCUUGACCCUCCUUAUGCCAUUGAACAUUUACAUAAUCGCCAAUCAAUGCUCCAGGAUGUGGCUGAUUUGAACUUGUGUGACCAGAAUGGCAAAAUUGGUGUUCCCAGGCAGUUAACCAUAUAUGGAGAUCCAGCUUCAAUUCCUGAUGCAGUAAACAGAGCUGGCCUAAGGCUACCUCUUGUUGCAAAGCCAUUGGUUGUGGAUGGAACUGCGAAGUCUCAUGAAUUAUCUCUUGCAUAUGAUCAGUCUUCAUUGUCAAAGCUUGAACCUCCAUUGGUUUUGCAGGAGUUUGUUAACCAUGGUGGUGUACUUUUCAAAGUCUACAUUGUUGGAGAAACCAUUAAGGUGGUGAGGCGUUUUUCCCUGCCAGAUGUUGAGGACUCUGAGACAUUGCAUAAUGUUGGAGUUAUUCAGUUUCCAAGGGUUUCUAGUUCUGCAGCUUCUGCUGAUAAUGCUGAAUUAGAUCCAUGUGUUUCUGAACUUCCACCCCUCUCACUGCUUGAGAAACUUGGACGUGAACUUCGACACCGGCUGGGUCUCCAAUUAUUCAACAUUGAUAUAAUUCGGGAGCACGGUACCAGAGACUGUUACUUUGUUAUCGACAUUAACUAUUUUCCUGGUUUUGGCAAGAUGCCUGAAUAUGAGCAAGUAUUCACAGGGUUCCUUCUAAGCCUAGGGCAAAGCAAGAUGACAAGGUGUCCUGCGGGUAAUGGUUAAUGGGCUCAAGUUGGAAACCUUUACUGCGCCUGGAUGAUGAUGCUAAGAGACCUCUUGACUGGGAGGGCAGUUUAAUCUUCCUCUAGAGGCUGUGAUAUCGGAUGCUGAGGAAGGCGGUCGCCAGUCGAUGAUUAUACAAGGCCAAAAAUCACAGAAACGUAUAGAUAUGCACCUUCGUGUUCAUGUGAAGAUGCUGCUCCCAGAGCAGCGAAUUCGCUAGUCUGUUUGCUUAAUUAUAUUUUUUUUUCAACCAUUCUGUUGAACCGAUGCAUGCAGAUUGCAGUUUCGCUCCAAAUUGACCUAUGCGUGCAUUUUUCUUGGCCUCGAUGCUGACCAAAGUCUCUGCAACUCCUUGGACACCUGAUUCAUCAUGGGUGACCUUCAUGUUAUCCAACGAGACGUUCGCUGGGUUUUUCGGAGGGUCUUUUUAUUUGGUUUCCAGUCAUGAACUAUACAGAGGUUUUUGCAUGCUUGGUUUGUAAGAAUUGGCUUAUAACAUUUGAAUAUUAACUGGUUGGUAUAA